Molecule: messenger RNA, 522 nt
Organism: Neomonachus schauinslandi (Hawaiian monk seal)
Lineage: Eukaryota; Metazoa; Chordata; Mammalia; Carnivora; Phocidae
Product: major allergen Can f 1-like
Exons: 6
Coding region: 1-522 (173 amino acids)
Molecular function (GO): small molecule binding
Source: RefSeq, a predicted model, not a curated record
AUGAAGACCCUGCUCCUGACCAUCGGCCUCAACCUCAUUGCUAUCCUACAGGCACAAGAUCCCCCUGCCUCAGAAAAGGACCCCGCAGAUGUGUCAGGGAAAUGGUAUCUGAAGGCCAUGACUGCAGACCUGGAGAUGCCUGAGAAUAAGCCAGAGUCAGUGACUCCCAUGACCUUCACAGCCCCGGAGGGGGGCAACCUGGAAGUCAAGAUCACCAUGCUGAUAAACGGUCAGUGCCAGGACAUGAAAGUGGUCCUGAAGAAAACCUCCGAGCCCGGCAAAUACACGGCCUAUAAUGGCAAGUGGGUGGUGUACACAAGGCCGUCGCCCGUGAAGGACUACUACAUUCUUUACUGUGACGGCGAGUUCCAGGGGAAGCACGUCCUAAUGGCAAAGCUCGUGGGAAGGGACCCCGAGAAGAACCAGGAGGCCUCGGAGAAUUUUCAGGAGUUCACAAGAGCCAAGGGAUUCGACCAGAAGAUCUUGGAACCCACACAGACGGUGGAACUGCCAGCAGAGUGA